Dictyostelium discoideum AX4 is the source of this 3240-nucleotide messenger RNA. RefSeq lists its product as hypothetical. The record is from RefSeq and is a predicted model, not a curated record. Gene Ontology annotation, molecular function: alpha-mannosidase activity; carbohydrate binding; mannosidase activity. The transcript has 3 exons. Gene Ontology annotation, biological process: mannose metabolic process; carbohydrate metabolic process. Gene Ontology annotation, cellular component: extracellular region. NCBI's taxonomy places the organism in Eukaryota, Evosea, Eumycetozoa, Dictyosteliales, Dictyosteliaceae. Bases 1 to 3240 code for a protein of 1079 amino acids.
AUGUUUUAUAAAACAUUUGGUUUUUUAUUUAUUUAUUUAAUUAUUUUAAUUAGUGGUACUCUUUCUCAAAAAGAAAUAGAUAGUAGUAAUGAACAACCAGUUAUUGAAGUUUUCUUAGUACCACAUAGUCAUUGUGAUGUUGGUUGGCUUAAAACAGUUGAACAAUAUUAUACUGAAAAUGUAACAUUAAUUCUUAAUAAUGUCAUUGAAACUUUAACAAAAGAUAAAUCAAAAAAAUUUAAUUGGGCUGAAAUAAUUUAUUUUGAAAGGUGGUGGAAUGAUCAAAAUGAAACUUUACAAAAUCAAGUUAAACAAUUAAUUUCAAAUAAACAAUUUUAUUUUGUAGGUGGUGGAUGGACACAAAAUGAUGAAGCAAUAACGGAUUAUCAAGCAGUAAUUAAUCAAAUGACAUUAGGACAUCAAUUUCUUUUCAAUCAAUUUGGAAUUAAACCAGAGAUUGGUUGGCAAAUUGAUCCAUUUGGACCAUCAACUUUAACACCAACAUUAUUUAAAUUAAUGGGUUUUAAAUAUCAUGUUAUUAAUAGAAUUGAUGAAAGAAUAAAAUAUAUUUUCAAUGCAACUGAAAUGAAUAUUCCAGAAUCUGGUAUAAUGACAAUAGAAAGAGAAUUUGAAUUUUUAUGGUACCCAUCUUCAAAUAAUCCAAAUAUUUCAAUAUUUACUCAUGUUUUAGAUCAUCAUUAUGAAUCACCAUCUUUAACAAUUGUAGAUUAUGAAAUACCAAAUUUAACAUAUACAUCAGGAUUUGAUUUUGAAGGUAAUCCUAAAAUUAAUCCACCAAUUACAAUUUUAAAUCUUAGAUUUAGAGCAGAUUUAUUAGUAAAGAUUAUUAAAGAAAGAAUUGAUUUAUUUAGACAUAAUAAUCUUUUAUUACCAUUUGGAGGUGAUUUUAGAUUUCAAGAUUCAAAAAUAGAAUUUAAUAAUAUGGAUAAAUUAAUUAAAUUUAUAAAUUCAAAUCAAAAAACUUAUGGUGUAAAUAUAAAAUAUUCAACUGUUGAUGAAUAUUUUGAAAAAGUAAUACAAGAUACCAAUAUUAAUUGGAAGGAGGAUACAACAACAACAACGACAACAACAAUACCAAUUGGUGGUGAUGAAUUCCCAAAAUUAUCAAAUUUAGAUUAUUUUGAUUAUACGAAAUGUGAUUAUAAUGAUUAUCAAAAGUAUAAAACAUGUUCAUUAUAUUAUAGUGGUUUCUUUAGUUCUUAUUCAGAAUUGAAACAAAUUUCAAGACAAUCUGAUAGUUUAUUAAGAAUUGGUGAAUUUUUAUAUUCAUUUGCAAAUUUAAUAUCAAAUAAUAAUAAUAAUGAUGAUGAUGAUGAUGAUGAUAAUGAUUUUAAUAUUCAAUUAAAAGAAAUUUCUAAUAUAUUAGUUCAACAUAGAAAUGUUAGUGGAAUACUUACACAUCAUGAUGCAAUUACAGGUACAGCUAAAACUAAAGUUAGAGAUGAUUAUCUUUUAAUGUUGAAUCAAGUACAAUCGAAUACAAUGAAUAAUGUAAUUCCUAAUAUUGUUGGAUAUCUAUUAUCAAAUAAAUCAAUUCAAAAUUUUGAUUACUCUUGUAAUAAUACAAUCAUUAUGAAUUCACCACAAAUUGGUGAUAUAUUUUCAAUUUCAUUUACAAAUAGUUUAGGAUGGGAUCGUUCAGAAUAUAUUCAAAUUCAAUUACCACCUUCAACCAUUGUAACAGUUUAUAAUUAUAAUUUGAUUUCAAUUCAAUCUCAAAUAGUUCAAAGAUUUGAUAAAGAUAAUCAAACAUUUCUUUAUUUUAAUGUUGAAACACCAUCAUUAGGUAUUUCAACUUAUUUCAUUAUAAUUACUUCAACCAAUGAUGACAAUGUUGAUGAUGAUGUUGAUAAAGUAUUUGGUGAUGAUGAAUUAUUAAUAUAUCUUUUAAAAAAUGGAAUUUUAAGUAAACCUAUUUUAUCAGAGAUUAGUGAAAUUUCAGAAUUAUCAUCAUCAUCAUCAUCGUCAUCGUCAUCAUCAUCGUCACAAAUUACAAUCGGAAAUUCGAAAUUUAAUUUAAAUUUCAAUUAUUUAAAUGAAAAUUAUAAUCUUUUAACUUUAACAAGUUUUGAUGAUUUAAUUGAAAAUGAAUAUUCAAUACCAAUUACACAAAAUUAUAUAGAAUAUAUUAGUGGUAAUGAUAAUUCGUAUAUAUUUAAACCAAGUGGUUUACCAGUUAAUUUAAAACCAGAAUCUCCUAAAUUUUAUAAAGUUACAGGUUCAUUAGUUCAAAUGAUUACAAUUUUAUAUACAAAUAAUUGUUCACAAACUUAUAUAGUUUAUAAUUCAACAACAACAACAACAACAACAACUACUACUACUACUACUACCAACAAUGAUGAUUCACCACCAUUAGAAUUAAUAAAUGAUGAACAAUACUUUGAAAUUGAUAAUAUUGUUGCAGCAGGUUGGAAUAAAGAAAUUGGUAGUCAAUUUAGUAGCGAAUCAAUUAAUAAUGAUAAAACUUUCUAUACUAGUAAUGGUUUAGAAUUAAUUGAAAGAAAUUAUAAAUCAUUAUUUAAUGAUACAACAGAAUUUAAUAUGAUUGCUGGUAAUUAUUAUCCAGUGAUUAAUACAAUUCAAAUUUUAGAUAAUAAAUCAAAAAAACAAUUAACAAUAUUAACAAAACAAAGUUUUGGUGCAAGUAGUCAAAAUAAUGGUGAAUUAAAUUUACUUUUUAUAAGAAGAUCCACUGAUCAAUUUGUAACACUUAAUGAAACAAUGAAUGAUAUUUCCAAUCCUUUAAUUAAAAUUAAAGUAUUAUUUGGUAAUUCAAAUUCAAUUGAAAAUAUUAGAACACCACAUUCAUUAUUAUUAGAGAAUCCAUUAUUACCAAUUUAUUCAAUUGUUUCCGAUAUUACAAUAGAUAAAUGGAUAUCAAUUUAUAAUACAGUAUUUAAACCAUUUAAAACUUCAUUACCUUAUAAUUUACAUUUAUUAACAUUUACAAAACAACAACAACAACAACAACAAGAUUUCAAUGAAGAUAAUCCUUUGGAUUAUUUCAUUAGGUUUUUAAAUAUAUAUGAAAUUUCUCAAAGUGAAUCAUUUUCACAACCAAUAGAAUUUAAAUUAACAAAUUAUUUUAAUAAUUUUAAUAUUACAAAUAUUAGAGAAUCUUCAUUAACUUUUAAUUCAAUUAUUAAUAAUAAUACCAAUUCAAUAAUUUUAAAUCCAUUAAAUUUAAUUUCCUUAAUUAUUACAAUUAGUAAAAAUUAA